AAAAAAAAAUAAAAUUCAACCUGUCUCAACCGACUUCCGACUCAAAAAAACCCAUCCUAUCAAAUCCAAGUCCGGCAAAAUCCGUUGGAUAGGUUUUGCCAUGCCUGACUUGAACCCAAAUUCCACACUCAAAUAUGAUAUCUCAAGUUAUAUGGCUGUCAAUCCUAGAGCAGCUUUAAGGAAUCUUUCAAUUCUAUAAUAAUCUGCACCUCUCAGGGAUAUUUCUGAACAUGGAUGCAAGUGCUUCACCACCUAGUUCCAAAAUGCAAAACAUCUUUGAAAGAUAGGAUGCAAAUGCAGGACAAAGAUGUUGAACUUUUACCAUAUAACCUGGUAUCCCUGAAUGAAGCAUCUAUCAAUGUCCAUAACUGGAUUGAUGGGAAGCAAGAAUGCGGUCAGUGCCUAGGAAAACUACUUUGUGGACUUAACAAGGUUAAAUCUCUUAAACUGUCAAAUGAAGCCCUUGAGGGAUUCAAACCAGAGGACAAAGGCAUGAUAAUCGACAUUGUACCUGCUUGUUUUUGGUCUUGCCUCAAAUCUGUUCUCAUCUUUAAUGCUGGUGGGGUUGCAGCGGGGUUGUGUUUCUUAAAAUAUUUGUUUGGGAAUGCACCUGUUUUGGAGAGGUUAUCUGUUGGUUGCACACUAGAACUAUCAAAAGAUUUAGAUAAACAAGAAGAGAUCCGUAAUCAAUUACAACAACUUCGUGGAGGCUCAGGAGGCAGUUGUAUAGUCGUGUAAGGAUGUUCCCUAAGAGCUCUGGGUUG
Durio zibethinus is the source of this 764-nucleotide messenger RNA. The record is from RefSeq and is a predicted model, not a curated record. Lineage: Eukaryota; Viridiplantae; Streptophyta; Magnoliopsida; Malvales; Malvaceae.